UAAAAACAUCGAUGCAUCGAUGUUCUCCACCUCUAGGUUUGACCCUCUAAUUAAUAUAAUAAAUAAAAAGUGCUUAAUUGUUGGGAAACACUUAACGAUAGUCUAUUUAGCCGACACGCUAUGUUAAUAAGGACCAGCUAUUAGAAAUCAGAAGUUGCAUGAUGGCGGAUGAGUAUUGUCUGACGAACUUUAUUGAUUUUUCGCUGUCUUUGUCGCUACCACUGAAGCACAAUCGAAUUAAGUACACAUGCUUCGACAUCUCGGAUAGCUACAUUAUCUUUGGAGCAUCCUCUGGCUCCCUCUAUCUGUUCAAUCGCAACGGAAAGUUUCUGCACCUCAUCCCCAACAAACAUGGAGCCAUCACCAACCUGAGCAUAUCGGCCAAUAACAAGUACGUCGCCUUCUCCACUCAGCGGUCCCUUAUUUGCGUGUACGCUGUGAACCUGUCCGCCCAGGCCACGCCUCAGGUGAUCGUCACGCAUCUAGACCAAUCUGUCCAGGUCAGCUGCAUCCACUGGACGCAGGACGAGAAGCAGUUCUACUAUGGAGACUCUCGGGGACAGGUCAACCUUGUCCUGCUAUCUUCCUUCAUAGGCCACAAUCUGCUUCUCAACAUGACUGUGCACCCCUUGCUCUAUCUCGACUCGCCCAUUGUCCAGAUCGAUGAUUUCGAGUCCCUGCUCCUGGUGUCCAACUGCACCAAAUGUAUACUGUGCAAUACCGAGUACGAGGAGUACAAGCAGAUCGGCAACCGCCCUAGGGAUGGGGCCUACGGCGCCUGCUUUUUCAUCUCGCCACACGAGUCUGUGCAGCCGUCGCGCAUCUACUGUGCGCGGCCCGGUACCCGAAUCUGGGAGGUGGACUUUGAAGGCGAGGUCAUCCAGACGCAUCAGUUCAAGGCCGCCCUGGCAACGGCCCCCGCCAAGAUACAGAAAAACAGCAGCGGAGACCACAACGCGGAUGAGCUGGACUCCAACGACGAGUUGCUGGACUACCAGCCGCAGCAGUUGCAGUUCUCCAGGGUGCAGAGACUUAGCCAGGACUUUCUGUUGGCCUAUACCGAGCUGGGGCUCUACAUCUUCGACGUACGCAACUCGUCCGUCGUGCUGUGGUGCAACCAGUUUGAGCGGAUUGUUGACUGCCGUGUAUCCGGAAUGGAGAUCUUCGUGUUCACGCAGACGGGCUCACUGUACAGCGUACAGCUGCAGACACUCCACGGGUAUUCCAUCUCGCUAGUGCAACAGUCGAAGUUGCUCCAAUGCGCGAAUCUGCUGCGCCAGCAUGUGAAGUAUUUUGCGGACAAGGCCAGAGAGAACUACGAGCUGAAACUGCUCAACCAGCUGAAGCAGCUGCUGAUCGAGAGACAGGAGUACGAGCUCCUGAACGACAUUUCGGUGAUAUUCGAUGCCAUAGCCCAGUGCACAGGAAGUGCGCUGGACACCCAAAGCUCUGGCGGCAGCUCGGCCGCCACCGAGCGCAGUGGUAGCAUGAGCGGGGGUGGAGUAAGCGCCCCCAAGGGCCCGCCGAAAGGCGUGUAUGUCCUGGAGAACGCCUUCUGCGAUAAUCUAAAGCAACAGCCAAAGUCCGGACACUUUAAGGAUGCCCUGCUCACCGUCACCGGCAAGUUUGGGAAAAACAUCAUCAAAUACAAGUUCAACAUAUUCGCAGAAGAGCAGCAGCAGCAGCUGGUGAGGGAGCUCAUUCCAGCCAGUGAGCGGUCCCUGCCAUUCAAGGACAUCAAGGCUCGCUACGAAUCUGGCGAGGGCGGGGAGGAGGAGAUCGUGAGCCGCUGCAAGCGACCCACGCCGCAAGCUCCCCACAUCAGCCCCGAGGAGAAGACCAUCUACAACCUCUAUCUGAUCUGCAAAAGCGCUAAGUUCAGUCGCACACACUGCGUGGAGCGCUAUCGCGCCGUCUUCGAUGAGUACGCAGCCAGCGAGCUGGUAACGCUGCUGGGCAAGUUGGCCCAACUGAUGGUAGAGCACGGCGAUGGGCAGGAGCAAGCGGAGCGCAAUUGCUACGAGAUGUACUUCAACUAUUUGAAUCCCGAGCUCAUCUGGGAAGUGGAUGACGCCACACGGGACUACAUUGCCAGUGGAUUUGUGCUGCUGAAUGCCCCACAGUGCAUGGAGAUUGUUAGAUGCGACCACUGCGCCUUCCCCUUGCGGUUCGACAACGCCUGCCAGUACCACGAACUUGGCGCCGUCCUGCUUCGCUACUUCUGGUCCCGCAACGAGCAGCUCAAGUGUUUCGAUGUGGUCCAAGCCGUUCCUGCCCUGCUCGAUGUCCUGGCCAAGUUCUAUUUGGCCGAGCAGAACCUCGACAAGGUCCUCCCCAUUGUACUCAACUAUGGGCAGCCGGAGUUGCUCUUGGACGUGGGCCGACAGCUCAACGUGGCGGCCUGGGCCCGUUGCUUCGAGCAGUUUGCUGAGCUGCAGCGUGGACGCCUGGUCUGCGUAAACUGCGAGUGCGUGUCGAGCGUGGAGCAGGAUCAGUUGACUCGCCAUUUCUUUUACACUUGGAACUGCUUCCUUAAUAUCGCUCUCGACCACCUGACGGCCAGCGACACGUUGGCCCUCAUCUUCAAGUGGAGCUCGUACAUUCCGAACGAUGCCAUCGACAGAGAGUUCUAUUCCAGAUGCCUGCUCAAGGGCUAGUCCUAGUUCUAGUCCCAGCGGAGCGACCAUGGGGGUUGAGUUGACGAUGCGACCUGCAUACGAGAUACUGCACAGGGUUUAGUUGUUACAUACAUAUAAACAUACUACAUAUAUGUAGGUACAUACGCAUAUACAUAUUUACACACAGCUAUAUAGCAUACAUAUAGCAUACAUACUACAUAGCAAUAUAUGGCCGUAUUUACUGUUCAAAUGUUUCCACUAUGUAAUCUCAAGCUAGAACAGAAGCUUUAGCCAAUACCAAAAGCAUUUAUUCUAUAUAAAAAUGUACACCUACAUACAAACAUACAUCCAAAUACAUAUAUGUAUUAAGGCUGGCUGAUAAAGCAUUGGUCGAAUGUAAAAUCAAAUUAUAAUUUUGUUGGUUAG
Messenger RNA from Drosophila obscura, 3044 nucleotides. It is a transcript of the gene pink, whose product is annotated as Hermansky-Pudlak syndrome 5 protein homolog. NCBI's taxonomy places the organism in Eukaryota, Metazoa, Arthropoda, Insecta, Diptera, Drosophilidae. Bases 159 to 2657 code for a protein of 832 amino acids. The transcript is spliced from 3 exons. Gene Ontology annotation, biological process: developmental pigmentation. Gene Ontology annotation, molecular function: protein binding. The record is from RefSeq and is a predicted model, not a curated record. Gene Ontology annotation, cellular component: cytoplasm.